Caenorhabditis auriculariae is the source of this 1759-nucleotide messenger RNA. The record is from the annotation of a GenBank genome assembly. NCBI's taxonomy places the organism in Eukaryota, Metazoa, Nematoda, Chromadorea, Rhabditida, Rhabditidae.
AUGAUGACGCCUCCACCGGAGCUCCUACCAGAUGAGCUUAAACGAUCUCGCCGAAUAAAACUGUAAGUUGAAUUGUUAAAUAAAGAAUCAGGGAAAUCAGCAGAAAGAAAAGUCUCACAGAAAAAACCGACAUCGAUGGAGUUAGAAGAGAGAUAUUAUGGAGUUAGAAGAGAGAUAUUAUUUAAGAAAAGACAUCUCCAAGUCAUAGAAAAUCGUUAAAAAGGGGCUUUGAACCCUUAUUUCUCGGAAAUUAAAAGGUUAUGCUGGUUGAGACUUCCAGGAUCUUUUUUUGAAACGUUAAGGAGUGUUCUGGCCAGAUUCCAAAAGAAAAAAAAAAUGCUAGGAAAAGAGUUGAAUUUGAUUAAAAGACCAGUGUGAAUUACGUUACACUCUACCUAAAUAUAAUUCACAAGGAAGGUCAUUUCACUCCACAAUGCAUCAACGCUCUAAAAAUUUACUUUCUGAAGUCCCAGAUGAAGGUUCUGAAAGUCUCAACCCGCACAAUUUUGUAGUUUUUGAAAAAAAAGCCGUUGAAAUAGGUCAAUUUUGAGCUUUGAGCCCUAAUUUAUCGAAAACUGAAACAUUUUUGAAGGUUGAGACUUUCAGGAUUUUCUUUUGGUACAUCAAAGAGUGUUCUGGCCUAGUUCGAAGAAGUUCCCAACAACAAAGUAAAAUGAUCAUCCUUGUAAAAGCGAAAAGUCGACAUUAUUCGGCUAACUGUAGAAAUCACUAAAUUAUCAAUUAUUGUCAGUUGAUUUUAAAAUAUCACUGAGAAAGAACUAAUACAGUAUUUUCCAAAGGUACUGUGACCGCAAGAUCACGACAGUCAUUCCCUCAAAUUUGUGAAAAUCCUCGAUUUUCAAUUCACUUUCACGGCUUGACUUUUCCUGGAAGAAAAUUUCGGGUUGACGAAACUUUUGUUGUGAUGUUCUUCAGGGCUUUCUGAUUGAAAAAACCGAGAAUUUCGCUUUAUUUUCAACCCUUUGGUUGUGUCACGGGGGGAUGGAACUUGUGGCCCUUAAGACCGUAGACAAGCCUUAAAAACAGACUAAAGUACUGACUUUAAUUCAGGAAAACGGUGAUGAGGGUCUUCGAGAAAUCUCAGUUCAUUUAUCCUUUUUAGCCAUCUUUGUUCAAUAAUAUUCAGCCUCUAUUUGAUAGAAAUUUUGUCGGCUAAAGGUUGAGACCGCAAAGCCACGCCCCUUUUCGCGAUGGUGAAAUGCACUGUUUUUUCAGAUUUUGUGUUCGUUGUUUUCGUACAAACGCAAUAAUGACCAGGGAACGUUUUUUACCCCCCGGUUAAACUUUUGCUGAAACUUUGCUGAAUCGUACUUUAGGACCCCCUGAUUGCAGAUCAAGAAAAAAGUUUCUCGCAAUAGAUCUUGUCUCCGAGUUAUCGAGCUUCGAAGUGUGCAAAAUACGCUAAUUAGGCCAAAAAAUCGCUAUUUUGGCUAUUUGAAGUGUCCUAACUCGAAAACGAGAUCUAUUGCGAGAAAUUGUCUUUUUGUUCUGGAAUCAGGGGGUCCUUAAGUACACUUCAGCAAAGUAUCGGCAAAAGUUCAACCGGGGUGAAAAACGUUCCCUAGUGAACCAAAAACGGAGAAAAUUGGGAUAAACAUGCCUAAAUGUCUGAGCUUGCAGCCGGCGUGAGGUCGUCGCCCCAGCCGGACCGACCUCCGAUCUCCUCGCGGGUCCGUGGCGAGAAGCUCGUCCACCACUACAUGCAAGCCUCUCCCGACUCGACUAUUCCUGGGUUUGA